AUGGGUGAUAAGAAUGGACAAGUAGUAGCCGGUGGCAAUGGCCAAGGAAAUCGAUUGGAUCAAUUAUAUCAUCCAACCGAUGUAUUGAUUGACAAAGAGACGGAUAAUCUCAUUAUUUGUGAUUGGUUGAAUCAACGAGUCGUACGAUGGUCUCGUCGUAGUGGUACAACUCAAGGAGAAAUUCUCAUCGGCAACAUCCUUUGCUAUGGAUUGGCCAUGGAUGAUCAGAGAUAUCUCUACAUCUCUGACUACACGAAACAUGAAGUAAGACGAUAUCAAAUAGGAGACAAGAAUGGAACUAUUGUGGCUGGUAGCAAUGGCAGAGGUGAUGGUCUCAAUCAACUCAACAGACCGAGAUACAUCUUUGUCGAUCAACAACAAACUGUCUACGUGCCAGACAACAACAAUCAUCGUGUAAUGAAAUGGAAUAAAGGUGCAAAAGAAGGAAUCGUCGUCGCUGGAGGUCAAGGCCAAGGGAAUGCUCUGACACAAUUGUCGUAUCCUUACGGACUGUUCGUCGAUACAUUGGGUGGAUUUAUUACAACAGAAAAGAAUGAAACAAGAUAUAUUCUUCUUUUGAAUAAAAAUUUAUUUAUAUCGACAUAUCUAUUCUAUACACAUCAAGAUCAACAAUUUGUUAUUCAUGUACAAUAUUUAAUUGGAAUGGAAUAUAAGAGAAAUCGAAUGAAAAUUAAUAUUAAUUUUACAAUAUUAUUAAAUAUUAUUCAAGUGAACAAUAUUGAGCUGCAUUUAAUGAUACGACUCAUUCAACGUUUACUUAAAUAUACAUCAAUAACACAUAUUGAUUAUCAAUUAUUAAUUGAUUCAUUGGGUAAAUUACGUGAAAUAGCAAAAAAAAAUUAA
Molecule: messenger RNA, 864 nt
Organism: Rotaria sordida
Lineage: Eukaryota; Metazoa; Rotifera; Eurotatoria; Philodinida; Philodinidae
Source: the annotation of a GenBank genome assembly